CAACCACCCACGACCAUGCCCCCCCGAACCUCAACCACGACAACCUCACUCAUGACGCCGACCCUCCCCGCGUCCUCCGCCCCCAGCAGCAUGGACAACAACAACACGCCCUCACAACAGCAGCAGCUCCGUCACGCCCCUCCUCCGCACCGCCGCCGCAGCGGCCGCCCCAGCGACUCCCUCGAGCGCCUACGCGCCCUCCCGCCCGUCCGCCCCAUCCCGUGGCGCGAAGGCAAGGAGCUACCGCCCGAGAAAUCCACAGACAGCGACCGCGUGCAGACCCGCGGCGCCUGUCUGCUGGCUGCGCGCGGAGUUGUCAAUGAGCCCCCGUGUACCCAUUGCGCGUCGGGCGCGGGCCGCUUCUCGGUGUGUGUUUUUCUAGAGGGCUUUUUCGGGGGGGCCUGCGCGACUUGCCAGAUGGCGAGUAGGGGGAAUGUGUGUAAUCUGAGGACGAGAGCUGCGAAGGCGGAUGGGGCUUCGAGGGAUACGGAGAAGGAGAAAUCGAAUGCACAGGCGUCUGGUGCAGAUGCUCAACGACAGGAACAGCCGCCGCAGAGUCAAUCUCAGCGAACAGCGCCUCCGCGCCAGUCGCAGUCCGCGGACUGGACGCCUAUCGAGUAUACGAACCCAUCUAGUCUGAAGCGCAAGAGGGAGACGCUGCAAGGAACUGAUGUAUGGAGACCAUACGUAUCUCCCUAUCGACCCAUUGUGCUCUCCCCUAUGAUAGUCAACUCGCGAACCCCUACGUCGGCUCCCGCUCCCACAGAUCCUCCUCUGAACGUCAUCUAUCAGAAAGACGACCCCCGACGCCGCCCUCCCAAAUUCUCCACCCCCCAGGACGCACCAUCGCGAAUCACCGACUCGCCACGGUCUCGAACCCGUACCAGCGGUCAAGAGAUCUCCAGCACGCCCCAAGACCCCACCACCACCUCCGGCCGCGGCUCCUCCUCCUCCCUCUCCCCCAGCGCCCAACUCCUCCAAAACCAACAACAAGCCCAAGCCCAAGCCCAAGCCCAAUCUCAAUCCGCUCCGCAUCUCCAAUCCCCUCAACCCUCAGAAUCCCUCCUCCCCCCCACGCGGCCCCCGCCCCCAGACACCCCCCUUAUCGAUACCCUACCGCGCAAGAAACAGAAACAUAUCUAUAGUAUUCUAGGAGGUUUGCAGAGCGGGAUUAGAAGCUGUUUGCAGCAGGCCGAGAGUAUGCAAAAGCAGCUGGAUCUGUUGCAGGCGGCGUUAGGGGUCGGGGAUGAGGGGGAGGGGGAGGGUGUUGUUUAGUGGGUGUGGAGAGGGGGAAUGUGG
This is a messenger RNA of Amorphotheca resinae ATCC 22711, 1299 nucleotides long. RefSeq lists its product as hypothetical. The transcript is spliced from 2 exons. Bases 16 to 1275 code for a protein of 419 amino acids. NCBI's taxonomy places the organism in Eukaryota, Fungi, Ascomycota, Leotiomycetes, Helotiales, Amorphothecaceae. The record is from RefSeq and is a predicted model, not a curated record.